Molecule: messenger RNA, 2026 nt
Organism: Linum trigynum
Lineage: Eukaryota; Viridiplantae; Streptophyta; Magnoliopsida; Malpighiales; Linaceae
Source: the annotation of a GenBank genome assembly
CGCAAGAGCAGUCGACAUAGUGUAACCGUUAUGAAUCGGGCAAAUGGCGAGUAUAGCGUGACGACCGGACAUCGGUAGGAAGGUAGACGGGGAGGCCACCGCCAUGAAGUUUUGGUCAAUUUCAGGACAAAAGUUGGUGAGUGCUCAUGCCAGAAGUAUCAGGGGAGAGGGUGGCCUUGUUCUCAUGCAAUGGUCGUAAUUAAAAACAUGAGCAAAGACCCCCGUCACUUCGUUAGUCCAUUCUUCAAUAUCGACUCACUCAAAAACACCUAUGGACGGAGUUUCCGUGCAUUGCCUGAUGAAGCUUAUUGGCCGAUGUACGAAGGAAAAUUGAUCAUCCCGCCGUUCGGACAGAGGCGUGAACCGGGUCGCCCGAGGAAAAAGAGAAUUCAGAACGAAAUGGAUCAAAGUGGAAGACUACCACGAGACCCAAGACGAUGUUCAAUAUGCAAAGUUCCAGGACAUGAUAAACGAAGGUGUCCAGGACCGAUUGGUCCGCAAAAUCCGGGUCCUGAUGUGUCGGACUCAGCUAAUGCGACAUAGUUUGCUUUUAUCAUUUUUUUUCAAGCUAGUUGAGACUCUUAUUUUGCAAGUAAUUGUGUAUUGUUGAUUGAACGAUAUGUGUAUUGUGUAUUGUUGCUUUUAUCGUUCUUUGGCUCGAAUUUGGGUUAAAACCCAUAAUUUUCAAUCCAAUCUCUUCUCUCCACUGUAUUGUUGAUUGAACGAAUUGGGAUUAGAACAAGAUAAAAGGAAUAGUUCCAAGGGGAUAGAAAUAAAACCAAAUUGAAACAACAAUCAAUUAGAUAAACUAAGAUAAUAGGAAUAGUUCUUUGUUCAUUGAAAUAAAAACCAAAUUGAAACAACAAUCAAUUCGACAAACUAAGAGAAUAGGAAUAGUUCCAAUUACAUAGAAAUUAAAUUCAACUCUCAAAAUAUAACUCAAGGAAGUCCACGAGCUUCACCGGAACCCACGGUUUUCUUGCUCCUUGUACGACGACCGACGGGAGUAACAACAGGUGGUUGCGGUGGCAAGUUUCGAAAUCGGGCCGAGGUAGUUUGGCGCUCGUCGGUGCUGUGUCGGCGGGGAAUCGGCACUUCCGGGGUCGUGCGUGGGACAUCCACGCUCAUACGGUGAGGAGUAGGAGGCCACUGCUGAUGAGGGCGAGUCAAUGGCGCAAAAUCGUGGUGCGCCGUCGUGGAGAACCAUCAUGCCAAGUACCCGAUGAUGUAUGGCGGGGAGAUGGGGGGUAGACCGGGCGGGAAUCGUAGUAACCUCCUUGGCGGGGAGAUGGGGGGUAGACCGGGCGGGAAUCGUAGUAACCUCCUUGGCGGGGAGAUGGGGGUUAGACCUAGCGUUAAUCGUAGUAUGCUCCUUGGCGGGGAUCGUUGUAUGAGAUCGGGGUGGGACUCGGAGGGGUUUGAUGGUAGGUCGAGCGGGGAUCGUAGUAUGAGCCUUGGCGGGGAGUUUGGGUGGAACUCGGGCCGGCACCUUGGGGAGAACUCGGGCCGCCACCUUGGGGGGAACUCGGGCCGCCACCUUGGGGGGAUCUCGGGCCGACACCUUGGGUCACAACCAAUGGGGCAUACCGUCACAAUCCUCGGGGGGAUGAUCACUCACGCACACCGGUUUGCCGUCGAUGGGGAGAUGAGUUAGGAUGGCGACAUCCUUUAGCGUGAUGGUGGCCUCUCCUUCUCUAAAGUUGAAACAAUGAGUCUCCUUUCUCCAUCUCUCAACUAAUGCGGUGAUGAGUUGGCGAUCAACUUUGAUGCCGUUAAAAUGCCUAAUCGGGUCCAACCGUGCCCUUUUGAGAAAGGGCAAGAUAGCUGGGUGGAAUGGGAGCACAUUGGUCGUACCCCUGUAGCGGAUUAUUGUUUGUGCCUCCUAGGGAAAAUUUACACGUUAAUUAUUAUAUAUUAGUAAGGGUUUAUUCCUUAUAACUAAAUUAAUUAAAUUAAAUUAUUUAACUUCAAGUAGAAUUUUAUUAUCAUAAAAAGAUAUUUCAUAUAAUCAACAUAAUAGCAUUCU